UUCUUUUUUAAAUGUUUAUUUUAAAAACGUCGCCUAAAUAUUUUCCAACUUAUUCAUUUAAAUGCCAUGCAAUUGUAAACAAAAGUGCCACAAACACAGCUCACAAUAACAGCCAACAGGACGCAGGGGGGCCCUGAACAGAUGUCGUGGCAAGAUCUAUUUAUAGAAGUCCAUCCCGAUCCUACCACAACACUCUGCCUCCAGACAACAGAGAGCAGAAGUGGAAGAAGUCAUCCAUUUAGUCGAAGACGAGACAUUAAACGAGAUGGCCACAUUCGGAGUCCGGGGAAUGGGGCAACCUCUGGGCAUCAGGCUCUGUUGCUGCCGCGUCUGUACCUGCAUCAACUUUGGAUUUGUUCUGUCGCGGAUCGGGCUGCUGAAGCUGAUGCAACUGGGCCUGGCCAUGUUGUGCGAGGGCCUGCUCAUCCGGUACGGGGUGCCCUAUGCGGAUUCCAUUGGUCAGGCCCUCACCGGGUUUCUGGCCACCACGGGCCACUGCUUCACCACCACCGGCAUCCUGCUCAUUUGCUACGCCUUCUCGGACAAGUCCUACAACCUCAUCCGGCAGUCUUUGUUUGAAACCCUCUUCAAUGGCCUCGCCUGCUGCAUGUACUUCAGCUCCGCCAGCUACAUGGGCUUCGCCUGCAUCGUUUGGCUCCAUCCCCAGUUCCUGGUGCGUCCUGGCUUCUGGGCCUAUCCCGCCAUGACGGCCUGCUACUACAUGGGCUAUGCGGCGGGAAUACUUCAUGCUCUGGAUGCCUAUCUGGCCUUUCGGCACUUCCGAGGAGCGCGCUAACUUCCUCGACAUAUAAUAAGAAUAAGUUCUUCUAUUUUUUCGCAGAUAUUUAUAUUAAAUGUAAGAUAUAUCAGUUAAGGCACCCUUCCGGCGGUAGAAGCGCUCACAAUGCACACAAAAAGCAAUAUCCCUUUGACGAAAAUGGACUGGUUAUGUUUAGCACCAACAUAGAAAGGAUGUGGGAGAUCCUGUUGACCCUGGGAGACCUGCCUAGGCCUGCUUGUUGGCCUCCGCCUUGAAUUUCCUAGAAAAGAGACAAAUUUCCUUGUAGUUUGUGGUUUAAAUAAAUAUUUUAGAAGUCAGA
Drosophila ananassae is the source of this 1100-nucleotide messenger RNA. It is a transcript of the gene sing, whose product is annotated as protein singles bar. The record is from RefSeq and is a predicted model, not a curated record. The transcript is spliced from 3 exons. The coding region runs from base 266 to 796 and encodes 176 amino acids. Gene Ontology annotation, cellular component: membrane. Lineage: Eukaryota; Metazoa; Arthropoda; Insecta; Diptera; Drosophilidae.